AUGAAUUCCAUGUCAACACCUCGAAUCCUCCCUGCUCAUCUUCAUGCAUUUGCCCCCAGUGCCACCUCUCAUAACACAGUGCGUAUGCUGGGGAUUAUAAGCCAUGUCAACGGCGAUCAAGCGACAUUAACCUGCGGCUCAGAUGCUGUGACAAUUCUUCUGGCGAGAGAUUCUCACCUCUCAGUGGGCUCAAUGUAUGAGAUCGUGGGCAAAGUCACCAACACGGACGGCGGCCACGGCUUGGGCGUACGAGUUCUUAGCAGCACUGAAUGGCCUCGAAAUGAGAACGGACAACUUCCAGACUUGAAAUUAUUCGAGGCAGUGGUGGAUGUAACUCAUCGUUACAAGAACAUCUUCUACGGCGAUUCCGAGGCUGGUCUAGAUGGCGGAUAUUGA
Molecule: messenger RNA, 396 nt
Organism: Cladophialophora psammophila CBS 110553
Lineage: Eukaryota; Fungi; Ascomycota; Eurotiomycetes; Chaetothyriales; Herpotrichiellaceae
Exons: 2
Coding region: 1-396 (131 amino acids)
Biological process (GO): DNA replication; base-excision repair; double-strand break repair via homologous recombination
Cellular component (GO): nucleus; site of double-strand break; DNA replication factor A complex
Molecular function (GO): damaged DNA binding; single-stranded DNA binding
Source: RefSeq, a predicted model, not a curated record